AUGGCGACACACUAUUAUCCCCCACCGCCUGGAGCGGCAACGGCCUCAACACCACAGACCUACCCAUCGCCACCGCAAUCACCACCAGCCAACAGAACAAACUUCUCAUAUGGCGGCCAGCAGGCACAGCCGCCGGUAUCGAAGCCUGCUAACUUCUCCUACCCUCCUCCUCCACAGCAGGCGACACCCUCACCAGCUCCGAAGGCAUCGUACCCGCCUCCUCCACAGCAGCAACAGCAACCUGCCUUCUCUCUUCCACCUCCCCAAUUGCAACAACCAGUGCCGUUGCAGCAGGUGCAAGCCCAGCAGACAGUCCUUCCCAUUCACAGCCGCACGGCUUCGCAAGCCUCGCAGGGUGUGCCUUCCACAGCACAGUUUUCUCCACCGCCGAUGCGCGCCCUUCCAGAUGCUGGGUUUCCGCCGGAGAAGAACUCAUUUGGGUCCGGCAGUCCGGUUGACCAGGAUAAUCGCAGCCUGGUGGACGCCAGUGGUGCCUUGGGCCAGAUUGCUGGCGCACCUGCCCCUGGUGUCUUUGUCGGCGCGACAGCAGUCAAUGACGAUGUCGGAACCUUCAACGGCGGCAGCUAUCGCAUCAGCCACCGUGAUUGCAACACCAUCCUGACGAUCCAGCUUGCCAUUGGAUGCCCUCUGUCGGCCAAGCCAGGUGCUAUGAUUGCCAUGUCUCCGUCCGUCACGCUCAAGGGCGCGUACAAAUUCAGCAUGAAGAAACUCGUGGCCGGUGCCGAAAUGGGCUCAUCCACAUAUACUGGCCCAGGAGAGCUCCUUCUCGCCCCGCCCAUGCUGGGUGAUAUCACCAGCAUCCGCCUGAACGGCAACAACGGCUGGUCUGUCGGCCACGACGGCUUCCUCGCUUGCACGCAAGGCGUCACGAAGGACUACAAGCGACAGGGCCUCGGCAAGGCCAUGUUCAGUGGCGAAGGUCUUUGGGUGUACAAGAUCGGCGGCAUUGGUCUACUGUGGAUUUCGAGCUUCGGUGCCAUCAUAAAGAAAGAUUUAGCUGACGGCGAGAAAUAUAUUGUUGACAACGGCCACCUUGUGGCAUGGAACACGAAAUACAACCUUGAGCGUGUGGCUUCGGGUGGCAUCAUAUCAGGCCUGGCCUCGAACGAGGGAUUGAUCUGCAAAUUUACCGGUCCUGGGACUGUGUACAUUCAAACUAGAAAUCCGAGAGCAUUCAGCGGCUUUAUGUCGGGGCAGAGUGCGCAAGCUGUGUAA
Molecule: messenger RNA, 1236 nt
Organism: Grosmannia clavigera kw1407
Lineage: Eukaryota; Fungi; Ascomycota; Sordariomycetes; Ophiostomatales; Ophiostomataceae
Product: duf124 domain containing protein
Exons: 5
Coding region: 1-1236 (411 amino acids)
Source: RefSeq, a predicted model, not a curated record